UCUCACUGCUAACACAAGCAGAACCAGUUCUCCCCAGUCUCUCUCUUACUCAGCACACACUUUCUAGCUGCAAAAGAUCAUGCUCCUGUGUGUGUAUAUUAUACUCCUAGCUGCAGAUCUGGGCUCUGAUGCUGUGGUUAGUGGCUCAGUGGAGAAGACAGCGGCCCCAGAGAGCUGCUACCAGAUGAAGCUGAAACCUGCUGGCCAGUGCGGAAAUGAAGAUGAGUGCCCUUACCAGAUCACCGUUCCACCUCUCACCAUCCAACUGCCCAAGCAGUUCCAGCUGCUGAAGAAGGCCAUGAUGGAUUUGCAGAGCAUGAAGGAGACAGUGAGGCAACUGAAAAGUGCCUGUCUAAGCUGCAGCCUUCAAAGGGACAGCUCAGAUACACAGAACAGGGGAGAUGGAGGAACAAUCACACCCAGAAAUCAGAAUUCAAGUGAUGCUUUCCAAGAGCUGCAAGGGAAGAUAACCAAGAUGUCCACCAGCUUGAAGAACGCUCAUACACGGAUUAAAGACCUACAAGGACAGGUGGAGCAGCUCAGCCACCUUAACACAAAGAAUGUUAAAGAAAUGAUGGGCCAAAAGGCUGACAACAACAGUAGCUGCAUGACUGAGUGCCCUGCAGAAAAUGCACCAAUACACAUCAUAGCACCCAGAGACUGCUCAGACUACAGUGUCAUGAAGAAGAUGAAGAAUGGAGUCUAUAAAGUUACCCCUGAUUACAGAAAUAAGACCUUCGAGGUUCUCUGUGAGAUGGAGUCCAAUGGUGGUGGCUGGACGGUUAUACAGCACCGAAUCAAUGGCAGUGUGAACUUCAAUCGCACCUGGGCUGAAUAUAAGAAUGGCUUUGGGGACUUGCGUGGGGAUUUUUGGCUUGGAAAUGAUCAUAUCCAUCUGCUCACCAGGACCAAGGACAUGGUGCUGCGAAUUGAGCUUGAGGACUUGUAUGGUGUGCGAGAGUAUGCAAAGUACGACCAAUUUUAUGUAGCAAACGAAUUCCUUAAAUACCGCCUGUACAUAAGUAAAUACUUAGGGACUGCUGGUGAUGCCCUGCAUAUCGACAAGGACUACAAUCAUGAUCAGAUGUUUUUCACCACAUGGGACAGGGACAAUGAUUUGUACUCAUCUGGAAACUGCGGCGCUUACUAUGGAUCAGGCUGGUGGUUCAAUGCCUGUAUGUCGGCUAACCUCAAUGGCAAAUACUACAACAAGAGGUACACAGGGAAGCGAAAUGGCAUCUUCUGGAGCACAUGGCCCAACACACCCAAGGAUCAGUUCCUGACCAACAACAGAUAUCCCUUCAAAACUGUCAAGAUGAUGAUAAGGCCAAAGAACUAUGCCCCAUAAGUUAAUAAGAGCAUUAGUACAGAAAAUUACUGUUAGAUAAUUAAGCAUUCUAUGUUUAAAAUACUUGUUCAUCACAAUUCAUUUUAAAAAUGAGAAAUGAACACAAAAAAUUACAAAAAAAAAAAAAAAAAAAAAUCACAAAUCCAUCCACUGUGUAAUACUGCCAUCUACGUACCAUGCAAAUAGAACAAGAUCAAUUUCUUGUACAGCUUUGGGUAAAAUCCUAGACAUCCAUAAUAAUAUUUUUUUUCUUAGAAAUUCCCUUAAAUAACAUCACUGUAAAAUUUGAUUAUAGCAAAAACAAUAUGUUUGGUUCUUUUUUAAACUGCAUUAAGCAUAAAAUAUUCAUGAAGAUAAAUGUUUAAUAACUUGAAAAAUGUAACGUUCCUAAAACUUUUGCAUACUCCAUAUGUGUCAUUAAAUUUGCUUAAAGGGAACUGACACUAAAAAAAGUCAGCAUAUCAAGUUUUUUUCAUACUUACAAAUGAACAUUUUUUUAUAUUAACAAAAACUGUAUGUGAAAUUUGAAUAUGUUCAUAAGUAUAAAUAUGUAUGCCAACUUCAAUUCAAAUAAAUGAAUUGAAAAAAAAAAGAUGAAUGUAGCUGCAUAGUGUUUGUAUGCUCUGAUACUCAUUUUACAUACACAUGGGGAAACAAAAUAAACACAAAUACACACCAGUUA
This is a messenger RNA of Tachysurus fulvidraco (yellow catfish), 2030 nucleotides long. RefSeq names its product fibrinogen-like 2a (gene fgl2a). Lineage: Eukaryota; Metazoa; Chordata; Actinopteri; Siluriformes; Bagridae. The record is from RefSeq and is a predicted model, not a curated record. The coding region runs from base 80 to 1348 and encodes 422 amino acids. The transcript has 2 exons.